CAACUCAAUGCAGUUAAUCAGCAUUCUGAAACUGCAUUAUAUGUCAGUGUAGAUCCAGCCAAAGUCACAAUUCUAACAUUAUUGCCAUGCCCACGAUUCUUACUUCAAUCUAUGUUGCCAGGCAUCAGCUUCAUGGAAAGGAGGAGGACCAAUCUCUUGAUGAACAAAGCAUUAGUUUGUGGGUGUUCUGGCCAAGAGAGGUUACUUAGUUAAAUACUUAGUGAAGUAUCAGCUAGUACAGUAUUUCAGCAAAUGUCUGGAUCAAAGAAAAAUGUUAGGAAAUUGAAGCUGGUUUAAGAGGAUGAUUGAAAACAGACAUUUAUAAAAAGUGUCAGCUAUCUGAGUUCCCCCUUCCUGGAAUCAUAUAUAAAGUAAGGUGGCCUUUUGCAGUUGACAGAUCAUGAUUUUGUCAAUGUUUAUUGUUUUCAAAUGCCGACUGAGAUCUUUUGGCACAGCACCGAGUGUGCCAAUUACCACUGGGACUACCUAUACUGGUUUAUGCCAGAGCCUGUUCAGUUCGAUUUUGAGGUUCUGAUAAUGGCUGAGUUUUUCUUGUUAUUUUUUUGUCAAUUUGACUGUCACCUGGUAUGGCAACAUCAAUAAUCCAAACUUUUUUCUUUUCCACAAUCAUAAGAUCUGGUCUCAUAGAGUCUCAACCAAUUCAACAUGGUUUGUGGCACCAUUUUCAAAUCAGGAACAGAUUUUUUUUUUCAAAUUUUAUUACAUAGUGUAAUGGUUGGUGCUGGCACCUGCAUCCUGUUUGGGAUCUCAUACAAAGGGGUUGCAAAUUAAAAAUGAUCUCCUACAGCCCAUGUCUUUAAAUUAGGUGGAAGUGUGUGCUUCUUGAUGCUCAUUGCUGUGUACAUAAGAUUAAAUUUUAACAAUGUAAGUCUAAUUAGCCUUACUAGAGGAGAGGAGCUCAUAACUGAAAGAACCAGGCAUUACUCUGCUGCUGCUAUGGAGGCCCCAUCUACACUUCCAAGUAAUCCAUUUUGAACUACAUUUAUAAUGGUUAGUGUAGGCUCAUAUAAUUCAAACUGAACUGUGGGUUAUAUAAGUCUACACUGCCAUAUAAUUCAGUUCAAUGCAGCAUUCUGAAACUGCAUUAUGUGGCAGUGUAGACAGGACCUUAAAAUGCUGUUGUAGAAGCUCCAGAGUACUCAUUCACCUUUAGAAAAUGAAUAAAUAUGGUCUUGCUUACUUGUCUUAAAAUAAUGUAUGUGCCAUCAAGUUUGCUUCUUGACCUACCAUGUUUCCCCGAAAAUAAGACAGUGUCUUAUAUUAUUUUUUACUCCCAAAGAUGUUCUAGGUCAUAUUUUCAGGGGAUGUCUUAUUUUUCCAUGAAGAAGAAUUCACAUUUAUUGUUGAACAAAAAAAUAUAUGAACAUUUAUUAUAUACUGAACAGUAGUUGUCAUCACAAACCAACAUAACUAAACCAGACAAACUGUGACUCCUGUCAAGAAUUUCUUGUUACUACCAUUAUUUCCAUAUACAACUGGUAUGUACAUUUACCAAUCCUGCAUGCUAUGAUGUUUUGUUUGACGGGUGCCGGGCAUGCUUCCAAACUAAAGCUUUGCUAGGUCUUAUUUUCAGGGGAGGCCUUAUAUUUAGCAAUUCAGCAAAACCUCUUCUACGUCUUAUUUUCUGGGGAUGUCUUAUUUUAGGGGAAACAGGGUAUGUCGUCUCUGUGGAUUUCAUUGGGUUUAAUUAGGCAAAGAAUACUCAAAGUUCAUUUGUGUCAGAUCCUUCCCCUGAAAUAGAGCCCACAGCACCGGGUAUUUGUGCUAGAGGUAGACUGUGAAGCUAAUCAGAGCUUAAGGAUAGAAAAAGAUGCAUACAUCCUUUGGUGUAUGUAUGUACAUAAUGCAAUUCUGUUACAUUAUGCAAUGCCACCAUCUAGUGGGAAAUGGCCAGUCAUAACAUAGCAAUAAGCUGAUCUGCUCUUGUUACUUAGGCCAGAAGCAGAUACCUGAAUGGGAGUCCAUGGCCAAUUUUCAUCCCUUUCUACAUUGCCAUAUGAUCCAGAUUAUCUGCUUUGAACUCAAUUAUAUGAGUCUACACUGCCAUAUAAUCUAGUUCAAAGCAGUUAGUCUAGAUUUUACAUGGCAGUGUAGAAGAAACCUGCAUCUCCAGUCUUCCUCUCAGGCCAAAUCCAUCUGUCUCAUCCCCCAAAUCCAGCAUCUGGUAUUCACUGAUGGUCACCCAUCAGAAUACAAACCUGAGCUGGCUCUGCUUACUUUCUAAGAUCAAAUAGGACCUUGUGCCUUAAGGCGCAUGUGUCAAACUCAUGGCCUACAGACCCGAUCCAGCUCGCCAUGUCAUUUUAUGUGGCCCUAUAACUAUAACUCCUGUAUUUCUCAUCACUAGACCUCCUGACUAGAGCUGAUGGGAACUGUGAUACAGGAACAUCCAGAAGGCUGCAUUUUGUUCUGUUUAGUCAGGAGAGCUGGGUCUGAAUUUAGAUUCAAGGCCUGUGAAUAUGAUGUCUGGAUAAAAUGCCCUUAACCUUUCCCCUUCCCUCAGCACCACAAGUACUGUUGGGUUCAACCCCCAUUAUCCCUAGUCCAAAAGGGAUGGGUUGUUCAGUAACAUCUGGGGACUCACACUGGGUAAAAGCUAAAAGAGCACUGACCACUAUGUAGAAAAAUUAUAGUCUAACCUCUCUUUCCACAGAUUCAACAGCCAUUUGCAUCCAUAAGGUUAAUGUGGCCCCCUAUAAAAAUGAGUUUGACAGCCCUGCCCUAGAGUAUUUCGGACUUAAAAUGCUCUUUUUUGUAAAACUAUCACCAGAUAAACAGAACAAAAAUAUAUUACGUCCUGCUUGCUGCUUGGAUGCUGAAGUCCAGAAGGAAAGUAGUGACCAAAGCUAUUGGCAAUUAUGUCAAAUCCAUUGAGGGCCAUUUUAUUAAACAUCACAAGCAUCUCUUUUUGUUUGAGCUCACUAUUCUAGGCAGACAGGAUGGAUCUGUCAGAAUAAGGUCAGGACAUGUGGCUUCACUCAAUGAUUCUUGUUUGCAUUUUUACUAGAUUGAUGGGAGCCAGAAAGGAAAGACCAUCUCUUUGAACAUACGGCUAGAUAAAACUGGUGGGAUAGUCACAUGAUUAUCCAAUAUAUUAGAGUUUCUUUAAAGGACCUUGGGUUGAGGAUCUAAGCUUGCAAGGUUAGGGGCUAGUGGGGAGGAAGUUUAUUGGCAGACAGAUAGGUCACUCAAUCUAUGGGUCAGUUUCCUAUGCCCAAGCCAAACAUUUCAGCUGUAAUACAGGCAAUACAGGCUAAUUUACCCUGCAUAAAGUCUCUGAGGCCCCUUCUACACUGCCUUAGAAAUCCAGAUUAUCUGCCUUGAACUGGAUUAUAUGGCAGUGCAUCUAGACUGUAAGGAGCCUCGGUGACGCAGUGGGUUAAACGCUUGUGCCGGCUGGACUACUGAUCUGAAGGUUGGGUUGCUGACCUGAAGGUUGCCAGUUCGAAUCUGUGAGGUGGCAUGAGCUCCCGUCUGUCAUCUCUAGCUUGCGGUGACAUGAGAGAAGCCUCCCACAGGAUGGUAAAACAUCAAAACAUCCAGGUGCCCCCUGGGCAACAUCCUUGCAGACGGCCAAUUCUCUCACACCAGAAUUACUUGCAGUUUCUCAAGUCACUCCUGACAUGAAAAAAAACUGCUGUGGCUCAAUGCUAUGAAAGCAUGGGAGUUGUGGUUUCAGAAGGUAUUUAGCCUUUUCUGUUGGUGCCUUGCCAAACUACAAAUCCCAGGGCUUCACAGUAUUGAGCUAUGGCAAUUAAAGUGGUGUCAAAUUACAGUAAUUCUGUGCACCCAGAACCAUGAAUUUGCUGCUGUUUGCAUCUAGAUGCUUUAGGGUACAGCUCCCCAAAUGUGUAACUAUUGGCCAUGCAGACUGUGGGUGGUGGGAGCUGUAAUCCAAACCAUCUAGAACAACAUCCUGGCAUUGAACUUCGUGAUUUAUAAUACCUCAUUCACAAUAGUUCUUGCUUGUUUUUUCUCCUGAUAUUAAAACUCACUCUGCAGAGAAAGCUCAUUUCCACCAGAUGGCAUCCUUACAAGCUCCGAACAGACUUGGUGUAUGUCUCCACUGAUCAAAUGUUAACAUCUUCCAAUUACAUACACUGCUUGACGUUUCUUCACUACCAUUGCAUAUUCAGAGCUGUUAAGUGACUGUUUGGCCCUGAUUUAAAGUUCAAAGUCCUCCACAAAAAUGCACUGUAUAGAUGCCAGGAGAUUAUGCAAUUGCAUUUGAUAUUUGAAUGACAAAGAAGGUAAACAUACCCUCCAGUAUUUGACAGAUGGGGGUAGAGUGGCCAAGCAACAUCAGAAAGUGAUCCAAGCUGGCAAGAGAAUGAAGAAAAACACACAAGCCUGUAGUACAUUUUGCUGUAGUUUUUCAAUGAAUAUCUCACAGAGUCUCAACCAAUUCAACAUAGCUUGUGGCAACCACCAAAGCAAAGUUUCUGGAGUAUAACAACUCCUUUCAAAUUCACUCAUGUCUACAGAACAUGCAGAGUCAUGAUGGUGAAAAAGGUACAUCUGAGAUUGCCAUUUCUUGCUUGAAAGAUCUUCAAGAUCUAGAAAUCUACAGUCCCUUCUCAGAAAUCGCCAUUGGCAAAAAUGUGACACUGGAGUGCAGAUCACAGAAGGGUUGCCUGCCAAUUAACUACACAUUAUAUUUAAACACAACGAAAAUGCAACAUACCAUCCAAAGAAAGGCUGAAGAAAAGGUUGUGUUUAAUAUCACUAUCAAUUCUAUCAGUGAUGUAGGUGAAUAUAAAUGCAAAGCUCAAAACAAUGGAUCUAAGUACAGUCCUGGUUUUACCUUCACAUUGAGAGAUGAGCCCAAGGAUGUCCUUUCUUGCUCGGAUCCUGUAAACAAAGUUGAAAUCUCCAGCCCUGUUUCAGAAAUUGUACUAGGUGGGAAUGUAACACUAGAGUGCAAAUCAGUUGCCAGGUGUCUGCCAAUUUACUACUCACUGUUUCUUAAUAAAGACAAAGCAUUAUAUAAUGCUAUCAAGAGCGAAGAAGAAAAGAUUGUGUUUAAUUUCACUAUCACGUCCAUCAGUCAACUGGGUGAUUACAAGUGCAAAGCUCAAAGCAGGCAGAAUGAUUCAUCCACAAACAAAUACAGUCAUGCAUUCAAAUUUGUAUUAAAAGCCCCAGAAGAGGAAAAGAACAAAUUGAUUGUGUACAUUAUUGCUCCUUUGCUCCUGCUGUUCUUGCUGACGGUGAUUGCUGUAGCAAUUCCUCUGAUUAUCCUUCCUUGGUGUAAAGCGAAAAAUCAGAAGUCAGCCAGAACAUCCACUCAUUUCACUCCUGUUGGAUACUUCAACUCAGAAACAGCAACUUAUGAUGCUGUUGGUAAAGUUGGAACAAUUUAUUCGUUCGUUAUAAAAUCAGAUGGAAAAGGAGAGGAGGUUGUGUAUUGCAACGUGAAAACUGAAACCAUGGAGAGAGAAUGCAGAAAAGGGACCCUCAAGGAGGAUUCUACAGUGAAUUAUGCUGAAAUCGUCAUCAGAAGAUAAACAAGAGCUUGUCUCUCCGAACAAUCCUUUCGUUGCCUUUUGGAGUGUGCUCCAUAAUGAAGAGAGCAAUAUAUCAGAAAUGAAGCCUUGUAGCUUUCAUUGUGCGAAAUAUCGGAGAAGAAUUGUGUUGAAAGGAAGAUACAAAAUGGUCUUUAUUAUUGCUCAGACAUUUUUAGCUGCUGAUAUGUACUUGGUUAAGAAGUCCUUUAAUCUAGAUAUAUGCAUCAUUUCUUUCAUGGUAGUGUUCCUGUUCCUCAGUUGGACAACACCAUUCUCUAGUGUGGCUUCACUGACCAGGAUGGUGAAGAGAAUACUCAUUUCAUCGUAUCUGCAAGGAAGAAAAAGAAAAAUAGCAUGGAGCUUCUGCUAUGAUAUCAUAGCAGUAUCAGAUGCAUGGAUUAAGAAAGUGUACUUCAGAAAUCUAAUAGCCAACUGUAGUGGUGCUGUGUUAAAAAAUUCUGGUCCAUUUCUUUCUAGUUUUCUUCAUUAACUUUUAGUUUAGGGGCGACAGGGGAUGGGGACUAUUAAGAAAUGAGCUUCUUUUCUGGAAAACAGAGGAUGUCUAUUUAAUAAACCACUGUAUUAGGAUGCUUUUUAGGACCAAUGUUACCACUGCUAACUCCAAAUUAGUGUUACAUCUGCUGUAUUUCUUGGCUAAAAACAGCCAAUUCCAACUAGCAUACUUGCAGAGCAACAAUACAAUGAUUUGGAGCAGUGGCGGCAUAUUAAUGGGAAAUGUGGUGAAGGAAUGUGCAAAACUCUUGCCAUGUACUACAAAUUGUUCUAAAAGUGGAUUUUUCCCCCAGAGCAGUCCUGAUAAUUUUCAGAAGGUGGGUGAGUCAACGCAUCAAGCUUACUGUAAUGAAGCAAAUGUCAGCCAACUAUGCACAAUAAAUUAUUUUGAUACGUCAAGGUUAA
Messenger RNA from Anolis carolinensis (green anole), 6446 nucleotides. RefSeq names its product mast cell immunoglobulin like receptor 1 (gene milr1). The transcript has 10 exons. Lineage: Eukaryota; Metazoa; Chordata; Lepidosauria; Squamata; Anolidae. The record is from RefSeq and is a predicted model, not a curated record. Bases 4509 to 5528 code for a protein of 339 amino acids.